AUGCAAUCCUCGACGUUUCUGCCAGAGCAGCGGCACUUAAGUAGCAAGAGUGGCCCCCAGAACCACCACUACGUCAACCCUCUCGUCUCCAGCUUCCCGACCGUGGUGGGACCUAAACUGCCAUGCAAGUACCGCGUCCGCCGCGCAAUAGGCCGCGGUGCCUUCUCGACUGUUUGGCUGCUAAUCGACAAUAAAACCGGCCAAACGGUUGUUGGCAAGCUAUCCGACGCCUCGCACUCCUCUAGCGCCAGCAAGGCGUUUGCCACGGCAGAGGUGGAGAACAUGCGGUGCUGCAGCCACCCAAACAUCAUCUCCCUCAUUGAAAACUUCGAGGCAGGCGAGAAGUCUCUGUAUAUUUUAGAGUAUGCAAACGCGGGUGACCUGCAGACUCAGGUGGACACUCGCGCGCAGCCACCCCCCGGUACGAACGACGGCAGCCCGAUUCCAUACCGUGAAGACGAGGUGCUCGUUAUAUUCGCCCAGCUGGGUCUCGCCAUCCGCUACCUGCAUGACCACCGCAUCAUGCACCGAGACCUCAAGACUUCCAAUGUGCUGCUCACGCGCAGCGGGCUUAUCAAGCUCGGCGACUUCGGCUUUUCGCGUCAGUACCAAGAGAGCGUCUCUGGCGAAGUCGGGAAUACGUUCUGCGGCACGCCCUACUACUUGGCCCCUGAGAUGUGGCAGAGACAGCCAUACAGCUACAAGGCCGAUAUUUGGUCCCUUGGAGUCAUCAUGUACGAGCUGCUUGCCUUGAGGAAGCCAUUUCAGGCAACGAACCUGUCAGAGCUCAUGGAGAUGGUGACACGGCAGGGUAGCUUUGACCCGCUGCCGGAGGAGCUGUACUCGUCGGAUAUGAUCUCGCUGGUGAAGCAGAUGCUCAAGGUGAACCCGAGUGAACGCCCGAGCAUCAACGAAAUACUUGCCUUGCCGCUCUUUCAGCAGAGGGGGCUGCGGAUACUCACGAUAAAUGUGCGUCGCAUCAAGAACCUCGACACGGAGGUGCGGGCGCGACUUGUAGAAGACGUGGGGGUGGUGCUUGGUGACAACGACAUUUCCGAUGCAGCACCGUCGUCGUGA
Messenger RNA from Leishmania braziliensis MHOM/BR/75/M2904, 1077 nucleotides. Its product is annotated as putative protein kinase. NCBI's taxonomy places the organism in Eukaryota, Euglenozoa, Kinetoplastea, Trypanosomatida, Trypanosomatidae. The record is from RefSeq and is a predicted model, not a curated record. Gene Ontology annotation, biological process: protein phosphorylation. The transcript has a single exon. Gene Ontology annotation, molecular function: protein kinase activity; ATP binding. The coding region runs from base 1 to 1077 and encodes 358 amino acids.